Molecule: messenger RNA, 2536 nt
Organism: Teleopsis dalmanni
Lineage: Eukaryota; Metazoa; Arthropoda; Insecta; Diptera; Diopsidae
Product: WD repeat-containing protein 48 homolog
Exons: 9
Coding region: 214-2280 (688 amino acids)
Biological process (GO): double-strand break repair via homologous recombination; protein deubiquitination
Molecular function (GO): ubiquitin binding
Source: RefSeq, a predicted model, not a curated record
AACCUUGCCCACUUUGAUUGAGAUAAAUGAAGAUGAAAAUUGAGUGAAAAUUACAUUAUACAUUUUUUACAGUUUUCGAUUAAAGGAACAUGAUUUUUCUGAACGAUAGUAAAUAAAAAGUGAUAAUAUAAAUGAAAAUCGACAGAAAUAACUUUGUAAAUUGUGUUAACUCGAGAGGGGAAGAGAAUUUUUAAAAUUUUCUUACAGGAAAGAAUGUUGACGACCAAAAAUUGUCAAAGAAAAAAAAUGCAGGUAUCUUUUGUUAUUCGAGACGCAGAGGAAAAACAGCAUAGAAACGGUGUGAACGCUUUGCAGUUGGAUUAUAAUAAUGGGAAAUUAUACUCAGCUGGACGAGAUGCUAUUAUCCGAGUAUGGAAUACUAAAACUGAAUCUAAUGAAAAAUACAUACAGUCCAUGGAACACCAUAAUGACUGGGUGAACGAUAUUGUGCUCUGUUGCAAUGGACGAAAUUUGAUCAGUGCAAGUUGCGAUACUACCGUGAAGGUGUGGAAUGCACAAAAAGGAUUUUGUAUGUCCACUUUACGCACGCAUAGGGACUAUGUGCAGGCACUAGCUUAUGCAAAAGAUCGAGAACAAGUUGCAAGUGCAGGUCUGGAUAAAGCGAUAUUUUUAUGGGAUGUUAAUACGCUUACCGCAUUAACUGCUAGUAAUAACACCGUAACAACUUCAAGUCUUACCGGUUCAAAAGAUUCAAUUUAUAGUCUUGCGAUGAAUCCUUCAGGAACAAUUAUAGUAAGUGGUUCUACCGAAAAUAUCUUGCGUAUUUGGGAUCCUCGUACAUGUACUCGAAGCAUGAAACUACGUGGGCACACUGAAAAUGUCCGCGCACUUGUUGUUUCACCGGAUGGCACUCAAAUAAUUUCAGGAAGCUCAGAUGGUACGAUCAAAAUAUGGAAUAUAGGACAGCAGCGUUGUGUCCAAACAAUACAUGUUCAUAAAGAAGGUGUUUGGUCACUUUUAAUGAAUGAAAGUUUUCAAUAUGUAAUUUCGGGUAGCCGAGACAGACAUAUUAUUGUUACAGAGCUUCGUAAUCCAAGUAACUCGGUCGUAGUAUGUGAAGAACAGGCACCAGUUCUAAGUCUAUGCUACAAUAUUGAUAAGACAGGUGUAUGGGCAACAACAUGGAACUCAGAUAUUCGUUGCUGGAAACUUCCAUUCUUUGAUAAAACAUCUCUUACGUCCAGUGGAGGCAUGGAUGCAGUAUGGUCGUUUUCUGGGAGCGGUACCGAGUUAGCAAACAUUAAAGGUUCGUUUUUAAAAAACGGUUUUAGUUUUAAAUUUUCUAACACUAUUAUUAAUAUGAGCAUAGGUGGUGCAGCUAUUAAGAAAUGCAGCGUGUUAAAUGACAAAAGACAUAUCGUUACUAAAGAUACUGAAGAUAAUGUCGCUAUAUAUGAUAUUUUACGUAUUUUAAAAAAAGAAGAUUUGGGUAAAGUAGAGUUCGAAGAAGAAACUAAAAAAAGAAAUAAGCAGGUCUAUAUUCCAAAUUGGUUUACUGUUGAUCUUAAGACAGGGAUGCCAACUAUAGUAUUAGGGCAAGAUGAGAUUGAUUGCUUUUCAGCAUGGGUUUCAAUUGAAGCUGGGCUACCAGAGUGUGCAGAACCAACAUCUGAAAUUAAGAUUAAUUACGGGAAAUUACUUCUUGAGGCUUUAUUAGAACAUUGGACACCACCGCAUAGUUUGCCUCAAAAUGAGUUAGAGCCUGAUGUGAGAGGAAAUGGGUAUUUCCAAGUUCCGAAACAUACCCCAGUUAUAUUCAGUGAAGUAGGUGGACGUACAGUUUGUCGUUUAUUAGUUCGUGAUGCUGCUGGAGAAAGUGAGAGUACUCUUUUACAUGAGACUGUUCCACAGUGGGUAACGGAUGUUGUUAUAGAGAAAACAAUACCAAAAUUCUUGAAGAUUCCAUUUUUCUUGCAACCACAUCCACAAAUGGUUAAACCAGAGCGUACUAAAAAGGAUCGUCUUGUCGCAAAUGAAUUUAUACAAUGUCGAAAAGUCUGUGAGCAUGUGUUAGAAAAAGUUAUUGGAUGUGAAAGUACUCCCAGUGGGGGAAAUUCGUCACAAAAUAGUCAAAGUGAUGCAAAUUCUGAAGGUUCUCAAGUACCCGCAGAAGAUCGUAUUGAGUUAUGGUGCAAUGAUGUGGUCGUUGAUCCUAAUAUGGAUUUACGUACUGUACGUCAUUUCAUAUGGAAACAGUCAACUGAUUUAACGUUCCAGUAUAAAACAAAACCAAAUUUUAGUUAUGACGGCAAAUUAUGAAAAAGUAAUUUGUGAAUUCCAAAAUUUUUACUCAUUCAUCGCUACAAUGAAAUCUCUAGAAAUAGUAGAAGAUAUCUGUGUUUCUUUUUAUUUUAUUUAUUAAUCUGUUAUUCAAAACUUAUUUUACAGUUAAAUAUGAUCUUAAGUAUGUGUAAUUAGCUAUAUAUAAUAUUAACAGCCAUUAUUACAUUUGGUUUUAAAUAGUGUUAGAAACAAAAAGUGUCUAAUUUAAAAUUUAUGUAAAGUGUAUCAGUAG